Messenger RNA from Eimeria acervulina, 2781 nucleotides. RefSeq lists its product as hypothetical. The coding region runs from base 1 to 2781 and encodes 926 amino acids. Gene Ontology annotation, molecular function: diphthine-ammonia ligase activity. Lineage: Eukaryota; Apicomplexa; Conoidasida; Eucoccidiorida; Eimeriidae. The transcript is spliced from 5 exons. Gene Ontology annotation, biological process: protein histidyl modification to diphthamide. The record is from RefSeq and is a predicted model, not a curated record.
AUGAUCGUUCUCGAUGCGUACACCUGCAAUGACUUCGUUAUGGACGCACUUCCGCGAUGGGUUGAAUCUCCGUACGCUUCGCUUACCAUGGGGAGGAAGGCAGUGGCUCUUGUGAGCGGAGGGAAAGACAGCAUCUAUGCUAUUCACUUGGCACAGCAACUUGGGUUCAGCAUCUGCGCUGUGGCUACGUUGCUUCCGCGCGACAAUGCAGUGGAAACUGACAGCUACAUGUAUCAGUCAGUGGGGACAAGCCUGGGUGCGGCGAUCGCUGAGUGCUUGGGCGUUCCGCAUUACAGCGCCCACGUGAAAGGGCGGCCAGUAAACACGGAAACACUGCAGUACACACCUGAAUAUGACGAUGAAGUUCUUGAUCUUCAACUCCUGUUGGAGAGAGUGACACUUGCCCACCCUCUAAUCGAGGCCGUGACGUGCGGUGCCAUAUUGUCGGAGUAUCAGCGCCGGCGCCUGGAGUACAUCUGUGGACUUGCCGGCCUGCUACCCGUCUGCUUGCUGUGGAACCGCGAACAGAAGAGUCUGCUUAAAAAUAUGAUAGAGUGGGGCCUGCAUGCUGUGGUAGUCAAAACUGCCUCAAUGGGUCUGUCGAAGAAGCAUCUGGGUCGUUCAAUUGCUGAUCUGUUGCCUCAUUUCCGCGAGCUGAACCGGCAGUACGAUUUCCACGUCUGCGGAGAAGGAGGGGAGUACGAGACAGUGACAUUGGACUGCCCGCUGUUCACGAGAGGUUCAAUAGUUGUUUCAGAGUGGAAGCAACUUUGCCACGGCGACGACGCUCUGGCACCCGUGUGGCUGCAGUCUCCAGUGCAGUGGAAAGUAGUGCCCAAGAACCCCGUGACCUGCACACUUCAAGAUCAAUCAACUCAAACAUCAGAACUAAAGUGGCUUGAGCUUGCAGAGCUUCGAACAAAGCCCUACGAGGAUCUCAUGUAUGUGGCCCUGAAUGAAUGGGGUGUCGACGUACACGAUGAAGACUCCGAUGCUGCCUCGUCGCCUUGUCGGACGGGCCCUGAUCUUAGGACCGCCCUGCCAAGCUCUUGUACCUCCAAUAAGUGCUGCGAAUCGACUGGCAAUGCUACAACCUCUUCUUUAGGGUGCAUUGUCACUGGAGACAUAUCUGUGACUGGCAGUGAGGAGGGCUCGCGAAUACAUGGCGACGCUUCAUCUCCACCUAACAAGUGCAUGAUAAACCUUGUUAGAGCUUGUACGAGAAGCUGGCUAGACGAACAGGCGCUCAAAAUACAGCAUAAUGGAAUGGCUGUCCGUAUCAUUGAAGUACUCUGUCAGGCCUCAUGCUCAAGCUUCGCCGACAUCCCUGAGGAGGUUCUAGACCAACUGCACAUUCGGCCAAUCGCUCUGACAGUUGUCGUUACUUCGUUGCCGCGGGGGGUUAAACUUCGGUUCAGGAUCGUACUAAGCAGCCCGGAAGGCUUGUCAAUUCCUCCCAACCUUUCCAUAAAGUCUUGUACCGACGAUUCAGUGGUGCACGUGCACAGUGUAAACCUAUGGGUCCCUCCGUGCGCUGGGGAAGGCACUAGACCUGUUCACCGGUUACACGUUUGCUGUUCGUGUCAAGGUCUACGUUGCGAGUUGGUGUCUGGGGGUUUAUUCUCUGUGGCUUAUUUGUUCCUUCGUGGCUGCGACGGACGUUUGCCUUUCACGUGCGCUUUUCCUCCUGACGACGGCCUCACUGCGUUUCCGUUACGGUCGGUACCUGGAGGUAUUAGCACGCGCAAAGGGGCUCUUUCAACCGUCCUGCAGGCUGCCAACGCAUUCAUCAGCAUGCAGUACACGCGUCAUCUGUGCUAUACUGGUGGGGCGAAUAGGGGCUUUCACCAUAACGAUCGUGAACGUCUUUUCAUACAGAGAACAGAAAUGAGUAGAGCUGGUUCACCAGAAACGGGAGCCGUAGAGUCCGCAGCAUUAUGCGCUUCGCAGAUGAGAAACCCGCCUUUUAUGGCUCCUUGCAUUGUGGUCCUUGUCGUGAUCGAAGAAGGAAGGGAAGGGACGAAAACAAAGUCAGACAAGAAGCUGGGGGUUGUAAAGCAACUUCUGCAUUCUCUCAUUGCUCGGUCUAGUCGUUGCUGCGACAGUUCAUCUUCAUGUGAUGAUACAGCCAGGCAGAGCAUCCUCAUCGUUGCGGAGGCUCCCAGUCUUCCACAGAAAGCAAGGGUGCUGCUGCUUCCCAUGUGGGACAUAUCGCCCCGAUUGGGUGAAAGGGAUUGUGUGCAGGCAUGCUGUACUGAGCACAUGCAGCAGGGUGAAAAAUAUACGGUAAGCGUUACAGUUGUGGAACGUCAUAUAAAGGUCCGGAAUGACACGGAAACCACGGAAACUACUGUGGCUCAGGGUGGCGGCAACGGCUUGCAUUCGAUGGUGGUGUGCUUUUCAUUCCAACGACGACCCGAUUACAUUGGUCGCCACACUUUGGAAGACUUAGUGGGGCAGCUGUGCAGCACCCUUACAGAGUGGCUGUGUUCAGCACACGCGCGCGUCGCUCUCUCGAGUUGUGGAGUCACUGAGGAUGCAAUUUUGCGAGGAAGCGAAUUGAUGCUUGAAUUAUGUGUGUUUUAUUGCCCUUCGUAUCUUUGCCUUCUCCAGAUGGAUUCGGAGUCCUUCGAAGCAAAUUGCCGGCAGCGCAUUGAAGCAGGCUGUCGUGAAAUUGCAGCCUCCAAAUUUUUGCCCAUCAUUACUUUUUUCCCCGUGUUGAACCUCGAAGGGGGGAUUUUGCAAGUCGUUAUGCAUACCCUAGCUGCAUAUUCCAAGUAA